AUGUGUGAAUGUGAAGCAGUCGUGAACGCUAGACCUCUAACCUACAUUUCAGAUGACCCAAACGAUCUUACAGCGCUCACCCCGGCUAUGUUUUUGCGCGCCCAAGAAGAGGUCGGCACGCAUGAUAUUGACGAGAUAGAUCGGAACUCUCUGAUACGUAGUGCGCGAAAUCAACAAAGAUUGCGAGAACAUCUGCGUCGACGUUUUAGACUAGAAUACCUUGGACAAUUAAAAGUUUUUGUUAAAAAGACUGCUAAUUUGCCGAUUAAAUUAGGAGAAAUUGUUUUAGUCGAAAACGAUAAUCUUAAACGCGUAGAAUGGCCAAUGGGACGUGUUAUAGAAUUAAUACCGGCUCCAGACGGGUAUACUCGGUUAGUGCGGAUUAAGACUGUACGAGGCGAACUACUUCGCGCGAUGCAGCGUUUGUUUCCCCUAGAAUGCACUAGUAAGACCCCACCAACGGAUAAUGCAUGCAUCGUUGAGGAGGACUCUGGAAUUUCUGGACCUAUAAACCCACAACAGGAGGUACUGCCUGGUCGCCGAUACCGAGCUCAUCAAGGAGAUGCGGAAAGUGAUGACAGUGCGGGAGUGUAUAAAAGCAGAGUACCCGUUCAAAAUGUGCGUUUCACGCGGAGUGGUAGAGAGAUAAAAAUACCCACCCGCUAUAUAGAUCAGUAUUCUUAG
Anoplophora glabripennis (Asian longhorned beetle) is the source of this 684-nucleotide messenger RNA. RefSeq lists its product as uncharacterized. The record is from RefSeq and is a predicted model, not a curated record. NCBI's taxonomy places the organism in Eukaryota, Metazoa, Arthropoda, Insecta, Coleoptera, Cerambycidae. The coding region runs from base 1 to 684 and encodes 227 amino acids. The transcript has a single exon.